UCUUUGAAAUAUGCUUUUUGUGAUAUUUGUAGAUAGACCUCGUCCACUAUUUUCUUCCUCGUCUUCGUCUUUGUGCUCUUUAUAUGUACGAACUAUUGAUUAAUGCCAUAUAUGUUAAAGUAGCAGGUAAUUAAAGGUGACUAAUCAUUGAACUUAGUGAGAAGUUUCCGUGCAAUAUUAAACUGGGACUAGGGUCUGGGUUUCAAUUCUUCAAGUAUUUUCAAGGAAAUUUCUAGGAAAAAGAUUCUUGAAAUUAUAUAACAGGUUCAAGAUUUCUAAAAACAGUAUUAUAGUUUACCGAUGGAAUUUUCGUCAGGGAAUGUCCAUGCAUCAGAUGACUUGUAUGCCGAAGAAUUACAAUUCCAGGAGGCUCUUGAGGCCUCGAUCUCAUUCAGCAAUCUUCAUAUAUCUUCAUCAUCACGAAGUUCCUGUGAUAUUUGCACGGAAGAAAAAGAAAACCAUGAGAUGUUCAAAACUAUGAAAUGUUUUCACUCCUUUUGCACUGAUUGCACAGGUAAACAUGUCAAAACACAGAUUGAACGGAAUAGUUACACUGUUACAUGUCCAGCUUUCAAUUGCCAAAGCUUUUUGGAACUAGAUUCUUGCAGGUCUAUCAUUUCAGCAGAUUUGAUCAAUCGUUGGGAGGCAGGACUGACUGAAUCAACAAUACCUAUUUCUCAAAAAUUUUACUGUCCUUACAAAAACUGCUCAGCCAUUUUGCAGAAUGAUAACGGCGAAGAAGAAGUCAUUAGGGAAUCAAAAUGUCCAGAAUGCCAGCGACUCUUUUGUGCACAGUGUAAAGUCCCUUGGCAUCCCGGAUUUGAGUGCACAGAGUUUCAGGAAUUCAAUGAAAACGAAAGAGAUGAAGCAGAUCUGAAUAUGCGCAAACUGGCCAAGAAAAAGAAAUGGCCCAACUGUCCCAAUUGCAAUUAUGUUGUGGAGAAGACUGGGGGCUGCAUACACAUGACUUGCAAUUGUGGAUUUGAGUUCUGCUAUACCUGUGGAUCAAAGUGGAGCGAGAGUAAUCACUGGAACACUUGCCAGAGAGGGUGAUAUAACAAAGUUUGAUCAAGAGAGUGCACUUGUUUUCCAGAUCGAUCGAGUCACUUAGACGGGUUAAUUUUUCUACUUCUUUCUUUCCUUUGCCAAAGGUCAAGUCAUAUGUCACCCUACUAAUAUUUUUUCCGUUUUAUUCAUGAAAGGGAAUGUAUCUUUAGUUUGUUGUGUCUCUUGGACUGAUUAAUUUUUCUUUGUUUUUUUCGUUGAUCGGUGAGAGUUAGAAAACUUAAAUUAAACAAUAUAUAUAUUUGAACUAAAUUUGUUAUC
Molecule: messenger RNA, 1326 nt
Organism: Olea europaea var. sylvestris
Lineage: Eukaryota; Viridiplantae; Streptophyta; Magnoliopsida; Lamiales; Oleaceae
Product: E3 ubiquitin-protein ligase arih1l-like
Exons: 3
Coding region: 301-1053 (250 amino acids)
Biological process (GO): protein polyubiquitination; ubiquitin-dependent protein catabolic process; positive regulation of proteasomal ubiquitin-dependent protein catabolic process
Cellular component (GO): cytoplasm; ubiquitin ligase complex
Molecular function (GO): ubiquitin conjugating enzyme binding; zinc ion binding; ubiquitin protein ligase activity
Source: RefSeq, a predicted model, not a curated record